Harmonia axyridis is the source of this 2049-nucleotide messenger RNA. Its product is annotated as glucose-fructose oxidoreductase domain-containing protein 2. The transcript is spliced from 3 exons. The record is from RefSeq and is a predicted model, not a curated record. The coding region runs from base 155 to 1321 and encodes 388 amino acids. NCBI's taxonomy places the organism in Eukaryota, Metazoa, Arthropoda, Insecta, Coleoptera, Coccinellidae. Gene Ontology annotation, molecular function: nucleotide binding.
UUAAAAAUUUAAAUUCAAAAUAAAUAUUUGUUACCUUAUGCUCUAAGAUAUUUAUUCUCAAGAUUGUAACUAUAUCUAAUCUAUUCAUGAAUAAUUUACGCAGCAUUCAGCCUUGAAGAUUUUAUAAGGGUAAUCAUCUGAUUAUCUUGCUAUAAUGCUACCAGGAAUAGGAGUGUUUGGUACAGGCCCAGUUGUUAAAGUACUUGUACCAAUUCUUCAAGAGAAUGGAUUCAAAAUAGAAGCAAUUUGGAGCCACAUAAUUCAAGAAGCUCAAGAGGCAGCUAAGGAGUUACAGAUACCGUUUUACACUGAUAAGAUUGAUGAUGUACUACUUCGCAAAGAUGUGGAUCUUAUAUUUGUGCUUUGUGCGCCUAAUCUGCAUACCCAAAUAUCUGUCAAGGCACUCGGAAUAGGAAAACAUAUUGUAUGUGAUAAACCAGCUGGACUGAAUCAAGCUGAUGCUUUAAAAAUGGUGAAAGCAGGACAAUAUUAUCCUUCUUUGAUCUCACUCAUAAACCAUUCCUUUCGAUUCUUACCUGCAUUUACUCAUAUGAGGAAAGCUAUAAUUGAAAAUUAUUUAGGUAGUCCUAUCACACUAAUCGAUGUUAAGAUACAAUGCAGUUCUUUAUUCAAUGAAAAUGAUUCUUUCAAUUGGAAGUGUGAUGAUGUUAUGGGAGGAGGAGCACUGAACCUUAUCGGCAGCCAUGUAGUUGACUUAGUUACUUUCUUAACAAAUCAAAAGGCUUUAAGGGUGCAUGGUAUAGUAAGGACCUUCAUGAAGACUACUGAUACAAUAAAAGGCAUUAGAAAUAUAUCAGCUCCAGAUUUUUGUUGUUUCCAAAUGGAACUCUCCAAUAAUAUCCUUGUCACAGCAACCAUUAACAGUCAUAUAGCUGGCAGUUCUUUUCAUCAGGAAGUUUUAAUAUGUAGCAGUUCUGGUCAUUUAUUAGUGAGGGGUGGGGAUCUAUCUGGUAGAAAAAGUAAGGGCAAUGAAGAAGUUCUUUAUCUUGAUGUUGAAGAUUUGAAUUGUUCAGUACCGAACUUAAAUCUACCAAAACCAUUUAUAAAGGGUAUAUGCAAGAUGGUGUCAGCUCUUCGUGAAGCAUUCCUCCCAGUGAAAGAAAAAGCUGGUUGGAUCAAAGAACCAGUAUCUUCAGCAGCUAAUUUUGAAGAUGGACUUUAUGUUCAAGCUGUCUUGAGUGCAAUAAGGCAAUCUUCUAAGAAUCGAGAAUGGGUUAAAGUUAACAUUAUAACAGAACAACCAGAUGCUAACGCUUUACUCAGUGCAGCUGUUAGAAGAACAGCUAUAUCGAUGAAUUAGUUUUAAGUUUCAAAUGUUGUUGAUUCUAUGUAUGUCUGUUAAUUUGAGUAUUUGGAUUCAAUAAUCAGUUUCACAAUAUUAUUUCAGAUUAUCAUUCAUUUUUGUGAGAAAAAUUUAAAGGAGUAGAUUCUGUGAUAUGUUUUGAUUUUACAGUGAUCUGUUUCACUGCUUUAUUUAUAUUUUUUAGAUAUUUUAACUGCUAGGGUCCUUAGAGUACUGCUAUAUUCAUUAACUUUAGAAAUUGUAAUAGAGUAGUAUCAGUACUCUGUUAUUAUCAGCUGCUGAGGGAUUAUAUGUAACAACAAAAAAUAAAGCAUACAAAUUGCCCAUUGGAUUUGAACUAGAUGUCAGUAGUCGUGGCCAAUCAGAAUCAUAUUCCAGCCAUAUGCAGCAAGAAAAGUCUCCCUAGCAGCUGUUCUGUGAAUCAGCUGAUAUUGCUCUAUUGUAACAUUGUUAUUUUUAUAUUAUGUUCAUGAGGUUGAAAAUGUUUUGAUGAAUGCAAUUCAGAGUGGUAAUUAAUUCUGAUCAAAGGUAAUGACAGGAAAUUCAACCAUGAAAAAAUAUUGAAAUCAAAAAUUUUUUAUUUAAUUUUAUUUUAUAUUCAUAUUUUUAAUUAUGUGAUGUAUUUCAUCUUUUGGGUUGUACUUGAAUUUUUUAAUUUAAAUAUUUAUUUUUCUAUUCAGCAGCUAUUAAUGUUGCAUUAUAUUUUCAUUAAAAAUAAAUUACAA